GCAGCUGCUGUGGGGGUCAUGCUGGUCCUGAUUCUGGUGGUCCUCAUCCCUGUGCUGGUCAGCUCCGUUGGCACAGGUGGCAUAGAUGACAGUGCGAGCCACUACGAGAUGCUGGGCACCUGCCGCAUGGUUUGUGACCCCUUCCCCACGGCGGACCCAGGGUUGCACGCAGGGACCGAUACAGCAACCGCUGGCCUACGGGUGGACAAUGAUGCGGAUCUGAGUGACCACAGCAUCGGCCCACCGCUGCCUACUUACAGUGCUCAUGGCCCACAGGGCAAACCAGGACGUCCAGGUAAGCCUGGAGCCCCAGGACCACCUGGAGAGCCAGGCCCACCAGGACCUAAGGGUCCACCGGGAGAUGGUGUGGACAUUGUGCGUACUGGGAUUCUGGGAUUAGGGGGUAGAGGGGCAGUUAGCACAACCACAUACAACACCACACCUCGGGUGGCGUUUUUUGCAGGACUACGAAACCCUCAAGAAGGUUACGAUAUUCUACGAUUUGAUGACGUGGUGACAAAUAUCGGCGGUAACUUUGAGGGCGCAACCGGCAAGUUCACCUGUAAGAUUCCUGGCACCUACUUUUUCAUCUACAAUGUGCUGAUGAGAGGAGGAGAUGGCACCAGCAUGUGGGCUGACCUGAUCAAGAAUGGUCUGGUCAGAGCCAGUGCCAUCGCUCAAGACCAGGACCAGAGUUAUGACUACGCCAGCAACAGUGCCAUCCUUCAUCUGGAUGCAGGCGAUGAGGUUUUCAUCAAAUUGGAUGGGGGCAAGGCUCACGGGGGCAACAGCAACAAAUAUAGCACCUUUUCAGGGUUCAUCCUCUAUGCUGACUGA
This is a messenger RNA of Cyclopterus lumpus (lumpfish), 837 nucleotides long. RefSeq names its product C1q-related factor-like. The transcript has 2 exons. Gene Ontology annotation, molecular function: protein binding. Lineage: Eukaryota; Metazoa; Chordata; Actinopteri; Perciformes; Cyclopteridae. The coding region runs from base 19 to 837 and encodes 272 amino acids. The record is from RefSeq and is a predicted model, not a curated record.